Callorhinchus milii (elephant shark) is the source of this 1524-nucleotide messenger RNA. RefSeq names its product leukocyte elastase inhibitor. The record is from RefSeq and is a predicted model, not a curated record. Gene Ontology annotation, molecular function: serine-type endopeptidase inhibitor activity. Gene Ontology annotation, biological process: negative regulation of endopeptidase activity. The transcript has 8 exons. Lineage: Eukaryota; Metazoa; Chordata; Chondrichthyes; Chimaeriformes; Callorhinchidae. Bases 327 to 1463 code for a protein of 378 amino acids.
UGGUUUGCUGUAUAUAGUGCUACUGCUCAGUGCUCCCUGAAUAAAGUGGCCUCUUAUUGCGACUCAGCAGCAUAUAGGAGUCCUGCAUAUCUCACAGGACACAAUCAUACUAACCCUCCUGCAAUACAUGGCAGUGCUGAACAGGGGAAUGGCAUUAGGGGGGCAAUGGUAAAUAAUGCCUCAUAUCGGCGCUGUUGCCCGCGAUGACCAGGAUUUAAGAUCUUUAUCAAUGAUAGUUUAAAGUGGCAGUUUCACACCCAGACUUCCCCUUAUGCUACUAGAGCAGUUGUGAGUUUGAUUGGACCAUUUUAAACCCAAUUUCAGCAAUGGAUCCCAUGGUUGCUGCCAAUGUCAACUUUACUCUUGAGCUGUUCAAAAAGCUAAAUGGAAACAAAAACGGGAAUGUUUUCUUUUCUCCAUUGAGUGUUUCAGCUGCUCUGGGCAUGGUGUAUCUCGGUGCUAAAGGCAAUACUGCAACUCAAAUGGGCAGGGUGCUUCAUUUCAGUGAAACUGACGACAUCCAUUGCGGAUUCCAGGCACUACAAGAUGCCUUUAAUAAACCUAACUCAACCUAUCUCCUGACUGUAGCAAAUCAGCUCUAUGUAGACAAGACAUACAAUCUUCUCCCUGAAUUUGUUGCUUCCAUCCGGAAAUUAUACCAGACUGACCUGGAACCUGUUGAUUUCAUCAAAGCAACAGAAGAAGCCAGAAAGCAGAUCAACUCUUGGAUAGAGACAAAGACAAAUGGGAAGAUACAGAACUUGUUGGAUGAAGGUAGCAUUGAUGACCUCACAAGACUUGUUCUAGUGAAUGCAAUCUACUUUAAAGGAAACUGGAUGACACAAUUUCAGAAGGCAAAUACAAUAGAACGACCAUUCAGAAUCACCCAGAAUGAAACUAAGCCUAUGCAAAUGAUGCACUGCAGAAAACGGUUUAACAUCACUUGUAUUAAAGAGAUUCAAUGCAAAAUUCUCGAACUUCCUUAUAUGAACAAUGAGCUAAGUAUGAUCGUCCUGCUGCCUGAAGAUAUAAGAGAUAACUCUACUGGACUAGAACAGCUUGAAAAAGGACUCACGCUUGACACACUGAUGGACUGGACCAGUCCGGAGAGGAUGCAUAUGGUGGAAGUUGCAGUAGCUCUGCCAAAAUUCAAGCUUGAGGAUCAAUUUGACCUUGAAUCGACCCUCAGUGAUAUGGGAAUGAGAGAUGCCUUUGAUGACACACUAGCCGAUUUCUCUGGAAUGACAGAAAAGAAUGAUUUGGUUUUAUCAAAAGUUGUUCACAAAGCCUACGUAGAAAUUAAUGAGGAGGGAACUGAAGCAGCAGCUGCCACAGCUGUUGUAACACGUACAAAACGAUUUACAACAGUCAGUACAUUUGAGGCCGAUCAUCCAUUUUUCUUUUUCAUCAGGCACAAUAAGACCCAUACUAUUCUGUUCUUCGGACGAUUCUGUUCUCCCUAAGCUAGCCCAGCCUCUGCAAAUGUAAAUGUGUGUCAUUCAAUAUUAAACCAUCAGCAAAACA